Molecule: messenger RNA, 1425 nt
Organism: Naegleria lovaniensis
Lineage: Eukaryota; Heterolobosea; Eutetramitea; Acrasida; Naegleriidae
Exons: 3
Coding region: 1-1425 (474 amino acids)
Biological process (GO): glyoxylate catabolic process
Cellular component (GO): mitochondrion
Molecular function (GO): L-alanine:glyoxylate transaminase activity; pyridoxal phosphate binding
Source: RefSeq, a predicted model, not a curated record
AUGAAAAAAGUCUUUUCCAAAUCAAGCCAAUUGAUCAAGCAACAAGCUUGUGCAAGCAGAUCAUUCUCUACUCUUGCAUCCACUCAAUCAGCUCCUAAUCUCCCAUCUUUUGAUUACAAGCCUCAACCCUACACUGGUCCAUCCUUUGAAGAAGUUGAGAGAUUGAGAAAGACCUACCUUUCUCCUGGACUUUUGACUUAUUAUCAAAAGCCUGUAAUGAUCGUGGAGGGUAAGAAGCAAUACGUGUUUGAUGAGAAGGGAAAGAGAUACUUGGAUUUCUUUGGUGGUAUUGUGACCAUCUCUGUUGGACAUUGCCAUGAGGAGAUUGUCAAGGCUGGCAGCGAGCAAAUGAAAAAGCUCAUGCACACCACCAACAUUUACUACAAUCCAGAAAUUGCUCAAUUCGGUAAGGAAUUGGCAGACAAAAUGCCAGGAAAUCUCAAAGUUACCUACUUUGUGAAUUCUGGAAGUGAGGCAAACGAUUUGGCAUUGUUAAUGGCUCGUCUCUAUACCAAGAAUCAUGAUAUUUUGGCUUUGAGAAAUUGCUAUCACGGUAUGAGUUAUGGUACCAUGGGUGUUACCUCAUUGUCCACUUGGAAAUUCCCUGUUCCUCAAGGAGAAGGAAUCAAGCAUGUCUUGACACCUAACCUCUAUCGUGGACCAUACAAGCGUGAUGAUCCUAAGGCUGCUGAAAAGUAUCACUGGGAUGUUAAGAAUGUUAUUGAACAAUGCACACCAGGUGUUAUUGCUGGUUGGAUCAGUGAACCUAUUCAAGGUGUUGGUGGUACUGUCGACAUGCCAGAAGGUUAUUUGAAGCUUGUUUAUGAGUCUGUCAGAAAGCAUGGAGGUGUUUGUAUUGCUGAUGAAGUUCAAACUGGUUUCGGAAGAACUGGUACUCACUAUUGGGGAUUCCAAAGUGAAGGUGUCAUGCCUGAUAUUGUCACCAUGGCUAAGGGUAUUGGUAACGGUACUCCAUUGGCUGCUGUCGUUACUACCCCAGAAAUUGCCAAGACAGUUGCUCAAAAGAUUCACUUCAAUACAUAUGGUGGUAACCCAGUCUCGAGUGCUAUUGGACGUGCUGUCCUCCGUGUGAUUGACAAGGAGAAUCUUCAAAAGAAUUCAUUGGAGAUGGGUAACCUCUUGUUGGAUGGCUUCAGAAAGCUUCAACAAAAGUAUCCAAUCAUUGGUGACGUGAGAGGAAAGGGUUUGAUGUUGGGUAUGGAACUUGUCAAGGAUAAAACUACUCUUGAGCCAGCUAAGGAAGAAACUGCCAAGGUCUUUGAAAGAUGUAAGGAUUUGGGAUUGUUGCUUGGUAAGGGAGGAUUGUACGGCAACGUUUUCAGAAUUAAGCCACCAAUGAACAUUACUAAGGCUGAUGUUGAAUUUGCCCUUCAAGUGAUGGAUCAAGCAUUCUCUGAGUUGUAA